AUGUUAGAAACAAUUGUCUCUGGUAUUGUUGAGAAAGUGUUGGGCAAGCUGAUAUCCCUUGCUUCUGAUGAAGUGUCUUUGGCAUGGGGUGUCAAGAAUGAUGUACAACAACUUGCUGACACUUUAAAAACUAUCAAAGUUGUUCUCUUAGAUGCUGAGGAGAAACAAAUUCAUGAUUCAAAGCUGAGAGUUUGGCUAGAAAAGCUUAAAGAGGUUUGCUAUAAUGCAGAAGAUAUUUUAGAUGAAGUUGAGGUGGAAGAUCUACGUAAGCAAGUGGUGCAUCAUCAAAGCAUUACAAGAAAGGUAUGCCACUUUUUUUCAUCAUCAAAUCUAGUUGUUUUCCGUUUUACGUUGGGGCAUAAAAUUAAAGAGAUUAAAAAGAGGUUAGCAAAAAUAACAGCUGAUAAGAAUGAUUUUAUUCUCACUGAAAAAAUUGAUAGCAAUCAUGUUAUAGAUAGGGAGAGGGAAACCCACUCAUUUGUACGUGAUUCAAAUGUUAUUGGUAGAGAUAAAGACAAAGAGGAGAUUAUAAGAAUCUUAUUGUGUCCAAGUUAUAGAAAUGUGAGUGUUUCUAUCAUUCCUAUUGUUGGGCUAGGAGGUUUAGGAAAAACCACACUUGCAAAAUUGGUGUAUAAUGAUGAAAUAGUGGGUGAUCAUUUUAAGUUGAAAAUGUGGGUUUGUGUGUCUGAUGAAUUUUCUUUAAAAAAGGUUCUAAUUGACAUCAUUAGUUCUGCAACUGAGCAAAAAUGUAUUCAAAUGAGUUUAGACCAAUUGCAAAGGAAACUACGUGAUAUUAUAAGACAUGAAAAAUAUUUGUUAGUUUUGGAUGAUGUUUGGAAUGAAAACGAGGGGUUGUGGUGUGAUUUAAAAGAAUUAUUAACGAAGUGUGUUAGUGGGAGUAAAAUCAUAGUAACUACACGUAGUGACCGUGUUGCUUCAAUUAUGGGUACUAUAUCUACAUACAAGUUAAAAGGUCUUGCCCUUAAUGAUUGUUUGUCUGUGUUUGUUAAAUAUGCAUUUAAAGAAGGGCAAGAAAAACAACAUUCCAAACUUAUAGAGAUUGGAAAAGAAAUUGUAAAAAAAUGUGGAGGUAUUCCAUUAGCAGUAAGAGCGCUAGGGAGUCUUCUUUAUUCCUCAACUUCUGAACAAGAGUGGAUAAAUGUGAAAGAUAAUGAGAUAUGGAAGUUUAUAUUUGAAAUACAUGAUCUGAUGCAUGAUGUUGCCACAUCAUUGUUCCAAAAUGAGUGUUUAAGACUGAAAAGGGGUAGCCAAAUUGCUUGCAAAACUUAUCGACAUUUAUUUUUUCAUGGUGAAGUGGUUGCUCGAAACUGCAUAGCUAGCUUGAGUAAUGUGAGAAGCGUUAUAUUUUCUUCAACUAUUGGUGACGAUAUCACUAUUAGCCAAUCUUUUUUGGAAUUACUUAUCUCAAGAUUUCAAUUUUUGCGGAUGUUAGAUUUAUAUAAUCUAGGCAUAAAAGUAGUGCCUAAAGGAGUUGGUACUCUUAAGCAUUUGAGAUAUUUGGAACUAGGAAGAAACCCAGAAAUAAAAAAACUCCCGAGUUCCAUUUACAAGCUACAAAAUUUGCAACUUUUAUCACUGAGGAAUUGUGAGGAACUAAAAGGGUUAACAAGAGAAGUAAAGUACUUAAUUAGUCUCAGAGUGUUAGUCUUAACAACAAUGCAAAAGCAUCUACCAAGCAAUGAAAUUGGCUACUUGAAUUCUCUUCGAUAUUUGAUUAUUCGCAAUUGCAGCAAUUUAGAAUAUUUGUGUGAAGAUAUUGGUCGCCUGAGAGCCCUUCGAAUGCUCAUAAUUUCUGAAUGUCCACGGUUAAUCUCAUUACCACGUGGUGUACGAAACUUAAGCUCAUUAGAAGACCUUCGUAUCCGAAGUUGUGCAAGGCUUAAUCUUGAUUUGAGCACAGGAUCAGACAAUCAUGCUGAACUCAAUAGCACAGGGCCUCCCCUUCGAUCCCUUGAAAUUACUGAUUUAUCACAACUGGUGAAAUUGCCGCAAUGGCUUCUCCAGUGUUUGACAAACACUUUGGGUGAACUAUUCAUUCGUGGCUGUCCAGAAUUGUCAUCUCUACCAGAGGAUAUGAAUCGUCUCGUCUCUUUGCGAGAAGUAAGAAUUGAAGGCUGUCUUAAACUGACGGAAAGAUGCAAACCAGAAGCAGGUGAAGAUUGGCCUAAGAUUGCUCAUAUCCCCAACAUUCAACUUGACGGAGCGAUUAUCAAGUCAACCGAAAAUUAG
Mangifera indica (mango) is the source of this 2250-nucleotide messenger RNA. RefSeq names its product disease resistance protein RGA2-like. The record is from RefSeq and is a predicted model, not a curated record. Bases 1 to 2250 code for a protein of 749 amino acids. Gene Ontology annotation, biological process: defense response to fungus. The transcript has 2 exons. NCBI's taxonomy places the organism in Eukaryota, Viridiplantae, Streptophyta, Magnoliopsida, Sapindales, Anacardiaceae. Gene Ontology annotation, molecular function: ADP binding.